Molecule: messenger RNA, 1743 nt
Organism: Physella acuta
Lineage: Eukaryota; Metazoa; Mollusca; Gastropoda; Physidae
Product: mucin-2-like
Source: RefSeq, a predicted model, not a curated record
AUGAAUCAUUUUCAAGUGGAAGUUUAUAAAACCGCCAGAGAAAUGAAUCAUUUUCAAGUGGAAGUUUAUAAAACCGCCAGAGAAAUGAAUUAUUUCCAAAUGGAAGUUUAUAAAACCUCCAGAGAAAUGAAUCAUUUUCAAGUGGAAGUUUAUAAAACCGCCAGAGAAAUGAAUCGUUUUCAAGUGGAAGUUUAUAAAACCGACAGAGAAAUGAAUCAUUUUCAAGUGGAAGUUUAUAAAACCUCCAGAGAAAUGAAUUAUUUCCAAGUGGAAAGUGACACUGUGUCCCCAACUGGUGAUCAUAUAGGUGACACUGUGUCCCCAGCUGGUGAGCACCGAGGUGACACUGUGUCCCCAACUGGUGAUCACAUAGGUGACACUGUGUCCCAAGCUGGUGAUCAUAUAGGUGACACUGUGUCCCAAGCUGGUGAUCAUAUAGGUGACACUGUGUCCCCAGCUGGUGAUCAUAUAGGUGACACUGUGUCCCCAAAUGGUGAUCACAUAGGUGACACUGUGUCCCCAACUGGUGAUCGUAUAGGUGACACUGUGUCCCCAGCUGGUGAUCAUAUAGGUGACACCGUGUCCCCAACUGGUGAUCAUACAGGUGACACUGUGUCCCCAACUAGUGAUCACAUAGGUGACACUGUGUCCCCAACUAGUGAUCACAUAGGUGACACUGUGUCCCCAACUGGUGAUCAACGAGGUGACACUGUGUCCCCAGCUGGUGAUCAUAUAGCUGGUGAUCAUAUAGGUGACACUGUGUCCCAGGAUCAUAUAGGUGACACUGUGUCACCAACUGGUGAUCAUAUAGGUGACACUGUGUCCCCAGCUGGUGAUCAUGUAGGUGACACUGUGUCCCAGGAUCAUAUAGGUGACACUGUGUCCCAACUGGUGACACUGUGUCCAGCUGGUGAUCAUAUAGGUGACACUGUGUCCCAAAUGUUGGUGAUACAUAUAGGUGACACUGUGUCCCCAACUGGUAAUCAGAUAGGUGACACUGUGUCCCCAGCUGGUGAUCAUAUAGGUGACACUGUGUCCCCAGCUGGUGAUCAUAUAGGUGACACUGUGUCCCUAGCUGGUGAUCACAUAGGUGACACUGUGUCCCAGCUGAUAGGUGACACUGUGUCCCUAGCUGGUGAUCACAUAGGUGACACUGUGUCCCCAACUGGUGAUCAUAUAGGUGACACUGUGUCCCCAGCUGGUGAUCAUAUAGGUGACACUGUGUCCCAGGAUCAUAUAGGUGACACUGUGUCCAAGAUAGGUGACACUGUGUCCCCAGCUGGUGAUCAUAUAGGUGACACUGUGUCCCCAGCUGGUGAUCAUAUAGGUGACACUGUGUCCCUAGCUGGUGAUCACAUAGGUGACACUGUGUCCCAGCUGAUAGGUGACACUGUGUCCCUAGCUGGUGAUCACAUAGGUGACACUGUGUCCCCAACUGGUGAUCAUAUAGGUGACACUGUGUCCCCAGCUGGUGAUCACAUAGGUGACACUGUGUCCCCAGCUGGUGAUCAUAUAGGUGACACUGUGUCCCCAACUGGUGAUCACAUAGGUGACACUGUGUCCAAGUUGGUGAUCAACGAGGUGACACUGUAUCCAGCUGGUGAUCAUAUAGGUGACACUGUGUCACCAACUGGUGAUCAUAUAGGUGACACUGUGUCCCCAGCUGGUGAUCAUAUAGAUGACACUGUGUCCCCAGCUGGUGAUCAUAUAGGUGACACUGUGUCCCCAGCUGGUGAUCAAUGA